AUGUUGGACCCAUCUUCCAGUGAGGAGGAAGCAGAUGAGAUGGUAGAAGAAGAACGCAAAGAGGUGUUGGCACCAAGUACCGGGGGCGCACGGGUGUCACCCAGCCGGACCACCGAGAGUUCUGGUGGGCUCCAGCCCUCGAGCCGGGGAAGCAGUGCUCGCCCAUCCAGCCCCAGCCCCUCGGUGGCCAGCGAUAAGGAGAAAGAUGAUCUGGAAAAGAUGCAGAGGGAGGAGGAAGAGCGAAAGAAGAGGCUCCAGCUCUAUGUCUUUGUAAUGCGCUGCAUUGCCUACCCUUUUAAUGCCAAGCAACCCACCGACAUGGCCAGACGACAGCAGAAGAUCAGUAAGCAGCAGCUACAGACAGUGAAGGAGCGUUUCCAGGCCUUCCUAAGUGGUGACACCCAGAUAGUGGCAGACGAGGCCUUUAUCAAUGCAGUCCAAAGCUACUAUGACAUAUUUUUGAAAAGUGACCGUGUGUGCCGGAUGGUCCAGAGCGGAGGCUGCUCGGCCAGUGACUCGCGGGAGGUCUUCAAGAAGCACAUUGAGAAGCGUGUCCGCAGCCUGCCCGAGAUCGACGGUCUGAGUAAAGAGACGGUGCUCAGCUCCUGGAUGGCCAAGUUUGACACCAUCUACCGUGGAGAGGAGGACCCCAGGAAGCACCAGCAACGGAUGACUGCCAGCGCAGCCUCAGAGCUCAUCCUCAGUAAGGACCAGCUCUACGAGAUGUUCCAGUCCAUCCUGGGCAUCAAGAAGUUUGAGCACCAGCUCCUCUACAACGCCUGCCAGCUUGAUAACCCUGACGAGCAGGCUGCUCAGAUCAGGAGAGAGCUGGACGGACGACUGCAAAUGGCUGAUCAGAUCGCCAGGGGCGGUAGGUUUCCCAAGUUUGUUUCCAAAGAGAUGGAGGCCAUGUUCAUAGAGGAGCUGAGAUCCUCAGUGAACCUGCUUAUGGCUAACCUGGAGAGCAUGCCUGUGUCCAAGGGAGGAGAGUUCAAACUGCAGAAGCUCAAACGAGGACACAACAGCUCCAUCAUAGACAUGGGCCAGGAGGACGAGAACACACUGUCCAAGUCUGAUGUGGUGCUCUCCUUCACUCUGGAGGUGGUGAUUGUGGAGGUUCAGGGGUUAAAGUCGCUGGCGCCCAAUCGAGUCGUCUACUGCACCAUGGAAGUGGAGGGGGGGCAUAAGCUCCAGACUGACCAGGCCGAGGCCUCCAAACCAACCUGGGGGACCCAGGGGGACUUCACCACCACACACCCCCUGCCAGCCGUAAAGGUGAAGCUGUUUACUGAGAGCACAGGAGUACUGGCCCUGGAGGACAAAGAGCUGGGCAGGGUUGUGCUCCAUCCGACCCCCAACAGUCCCAAACAGUCAGAACUGCACAAGAUGUCCGUGUCCAAAGGCUGUCCUGACAGUGACCUGAAGAUCAAACUGGCCAUCCGCAUGGACAAGCCACAAAACAUGAAGCACUGUGGGUACCUAUGGGCUAUUGGUAAAAAUGUGUGGAAGAGAUGGAAGAAGAGAUUCUAUGUCUUGGUGCAGGUGAGCCAGUACACCUUUGCCAUGUGCAGCUACAGAGAGAAGAAGGCAGAGCCUGUGGAGCUGCUCACACUGGACGGCUACACUGUAGACUACACCGACCCUCAGCCAGGUCUGGAAGGUGGGAGGACCUUCUUCAACGCAGUGAAGGAGGGCGACACUGUGAUCUUUGCCAGUGAUGACGAGCAGGACCGUAUCCUGUGGGUCCAGGCCAUGUACCGGGCCACGGGCCAGUCCCACAAGCCCAUCCCCCCCACCCAGGUCCAGAAACUCAACAACAGAGCCGGCUCUGCACCCCAGCUAGACGCACCCAUCUCCCAGUUCUACGCGGACCGGGCACAGAAACACGGCAUGGAUGAGUUCAUCUCAGCCAACCCUUGUAGUUUCGACCACUCUUCCCUAUUUGAGAUGGUGCAGUGCCUCACCUUGGACCACAGGCUCAAUGACUCCUACUCCUGUUUGGGCUGGCUCAGUCCAGGCCAGGUGUUUGUCAUGGAUGAGUACUGUGCUCGUAAUGGUGUGCGGGGGUGUCACAGACACCUGUGUUACCUGGGCGACCUGCUGGAGCGGGCAGAGAAGGGGGCUAUGAUUGACCCCACCCUGCUACACUACAGCUUUGCUUUCUGUGCCUCACACGUCCACGGCAACAGGCCUGACGGGAUAGGGACGGUGACUGUGGAGGAGAAGGAGCGCUUUGAGGAUAUCAAGGAGAGGCUGCGUGUUCUGCUGGAGAACCAGGUCACACACUUCAGGUACUGUUUUCCAUUUGGUCGACCGGAGGGGGCCCUGAAAGCCACUUUGUCCCUGCUUGAGAGGGUGCUGAUGAAGGAUAUCGUCACCCCUGUGCCCCAGGAGGAGGUGAAGACAGUCAUCCGUAAAUGUCUGGAGCAGGCAGCCUUGAUCAACUACCAGCGCCUCUCAGAAUAUGCCAAAGUAGAAGGGCAAGCCAGGACCAAGACUCAAACGGUCUCACAACUCACCCCUGCCAAAAAGCUGGAGGACACCAUACGUCUGGCCGAGCUGGUCAUCGAGGUCCUCCAACAGAACGAGGAGCAUCACACAGAGGGCAAAGAGGCAUUUGCGUGGUGGUCAGACCUGAUGGUGGAACAUGCAGAGACCUUCUUGUCUCUUUAUGCAGUGGACAUGGAUGCUGCACUGGAGGUCCAGCCCCCUGACAGCUGGGACAGCUUCCCUCUCUUCCAGUUGCUCAAUGACUUCCUGAGGACCGACUAUAACCUGUGCAAUGGGCAGUUCCACAAACACCUGCAGGACCUAUAUGCCCCACUGGUGGUGCGAUAUGUGGACCUCAUGGAGUCAUCCAUCGCCCAGUCCAUCCACAGGGGCUUUGAGAGAGAGUCCUGGGAGCCUGUCAAAAAUGUCAACCUCCAAAUGCCCAAACUAACAAAUCUACCGCCAGUUAGCUUCCCAACAAUGCCUAGCUUUUCUACACCCAACUGGAUUGCAACCACAUGUGACUCAGUUAACGGCUCGGGGACGUCAGAGGACCUGUUCUGGAAGCUGGACGCUCUACAGACCUUCAUCAGAGACCUGCACUGGCCUGAGGAGGAGUUUGGCAAACACCUGGAGAGCAGGCUGAAACUCAUGUCCAGCGACAUGAUCGAGUCUUGCAUCAAACGGACGCGGGUGGCCUUUGAAGCCAAGCUUCAGAAGAGCAGUCGGACCACAGACUUCCGGGUGCCUCAGUCCAUCUGCACCAUGUUCAACGUGAUGGUGGAUUCAAAGGCCCAGUCAGCCAAGCUGUGUGCCAUGGAGCUGGGACAGGAGAGACAGUACCAUUCCCAAAUUGACGCUCUCAUAGAGGAGACUGUGAAGGAGAUGAUCACCUUACUGGUAGCCAAGUUUGUGGUCAUUCUAGAUAGUGUCCUAGCCAAACUGUCCAGAUACGACGAGGGCACUCUCUUCUCCUCCUUCCUCUCUUUCACAGUGAAAGCUGCCUCAAAGUAUGUGGAUGUACCUAAGCCUGGGAUGGAUGUUGCCGACGGUUACGUGACCUUUGUGCGCCAUUCUCAGGACAUGCUGCGGGAUAAGGUCAAUGAGGAGGUUUACAUAGAAAGGUUAUUUGAUCAAUGGUACACCAGCACCAUGAACCUCCUGGGUACGUGGCUAACUGACCGGAUGGACCUGCAGCUCCAUGUCUACCAGCUCAAGAUCCUAAUCAGAGUAGCCAAGAAAAAGUACCGUGACUUCCGGCUGCAGGGCGUCCUGGACUCCACGCUGAACAGUAAGAUGUAUGACACGGUGAGGAACAGACUGACCCUGGAGGAGGCCACAGCAUCGGUGAGGGAAGGAGGGAUGGCGGGUAUAUCCAUGAAGGACAGUGAUGAAGACGAUGAUGAUGUCUAGAUCAACAUCACGGGAUGAAGGAGCCAUUCGCAUCCGUCUUAACCUGUGAAUCAAUGCAUGUACUGUACCUACCAACUGUGUUAUUUUUCUCUGUCAGAUAGAAAUACCCACAAAGGAACAAAAAUACAAAUUAAUAACUGAAUACAGAAAUUAAAAUGAUAUUAGUCAUUAUAAUUAUGAAAUAUAUUUAAUUGUUUAACUAAAGUGUAGGUGUUUUAUGAAAAAAGUUAGCUGAGAUUUCUGGCUCAUUCUCCUAAAUUCACUCCUGAAUGUUUCUAAGCAAUAUGGAGAACCAUGUGUAUGUGGUGUU
Molecule: messenger RNA, 4213 nt
Organism: Salvelinus namaycush (lake trout)
Lineage: Eukaryota; Metazoa; Chordata; Actinopteri; Salmoniformes; Salmonidae
Product: calcium-dependent secretion activator 1-like
Exons: 31
Coding region: 1-3903 (1300 amino acids)
Biological process (GO): dense core granule exocytosis; positive regulation of exocytosis; synaptic vesicle exocytosis
Cellular component (GO): glutamatergic synapse
Source: RefSeq, a predicted model, not a curated record